AUGAAGACAGAUGCACUAAGCACAACUCUGUUCAACAAUGGCAGUGCCUGCAGCGCCUGCUACGAGAUCACCUGCGUUGAAGACGCCCAGUGGUGCAUCCACGCCGUGAUCACCAUCACAGUGACGAACCUCUGCCCACCGAACUUCGCCGAGCCGAAUAACAACGUCGGCUGGUGCAACCCACCACUGGAGCAUUUCGAUCUCUCUGAGCUGAUUUUUCUCCACAUCGCGCAGUACAGGGCAUGGAUCGUUCCGGUUAUGUACGGCGGGUGGCGUGCAUAA
Molecule: messenger RNA, 282 nt
Organism: Linum tenue
Lineage: Eukaryota; Viridiplantae; Streptophyta; Magnoliopsida; Malpighiales; Linaceae
Source: the annotation of a GenBank genome assembly